UCAUCAGGACCAGUGAUGACCAGGGCGCUAAAUAGAGUUUCACAAAAGAAUUAUGGGUACAGCCUCAUCUUUAGUGAGUCCUGGUGAUGUGAUCGAGGACGGGUAUGGGGCUGAGGGUGGAGAAGCGUGCGAGAUUCCUGUGGAAGUGAAGCCAAAAGCACGACUGGUACGCAGUUCGUUCAGACGUGGCCCGCGGGUCAUCGGGGCCAGCUUCAAAUCCACAGGCUCUGUGGAGCUGGAGUAUGCUGCUGAAUACGAGCGUCUCCGGAAGGAUUACGAGAUCUUUCGUGUAAGCAAGAACAAUGAGAUAGCGGCCAUGCAGAAGAAAGAGGCCAAGCUGGAUGAGGAGAACAAGAGGCUACGUGCUGAGCUGCAGGCCUUGCAAAAGACGUACCAGAAGAUUCUCAGGGAGAAGGAAAAUGCUUUGGAGGCAAAAUACCAGGCCAUGGAGAGAGCAGCCACCUUCGAACAUGACAGAGAUAAAGUGAAACGACAAUUUAAGAUCUUCCGCGAGACAAAGGAAAAGGAAAUUCAGGAUUUAUUAAGGGCAAAGCGUGAUCUGGAGUCUAAACUGCAGCAACUGCAAGCUCAGGGUGUUCAACUGUACGAACCUAUUGACUCUGACUCUGAUGACAACCACACAAGUGUCACAACUGCAGGGGCACAGUGUGAGUACUGGAGUGGAUGCAUUCUUGGUAGUGAGCCUUCCAUGGGGAGUAUGAUGCAGCUGCAGCAGGGUCACAGAGGGCCAGAGUUUGCUCACAGUCUCAUCGAUGUCGAGGGGCCAUUCGCCAAUGUCAGCAGAGAUGAUUGGGAUGCAGCAGUGUCCAGCCUGCUACAGGUUUCUCCUCAUGUGUCUCAGGCUUUAUGGAGUAACACAGUCCGCUGUUAUUUCAUCUAUACCCAAGAGACCAGAGCAGAACUCCAAGUCUUUAUACAGACUCAUUCACCUGAAUUGAAGAGGUUUUGUGAGAGUUUGGGUCAUUCCUAUUUAACUGUGUGUUUCCCGGAGGAAAAAGCUGCUCUGUAUGCUACUGAGCGCCAUCUGGAGCUUGAGAGGAGCUCAGUGUGUGUGCUGCUGCUCAAAUCCUCAGUGACCAGUUGUGUAAUGGAAGAUGUGGAAGAGGCAUUUGUACGCACUCCAGACUCUCGUCCUCUGCUGGUCUAUUUAAAUACGGGAGAAAAGAGAGUAGAGAGUGAGGGUGCUUCCUGUCUGAGCUCAGCCGCUAGAGACCUCCUGGAGAAAGUUAACAAUGCAGACAAGGCCGCUAAGGUUAAGGUGGUGGACCACUCAGGCUCUGCAGAGGAGGGAGCAGCACUUAUUUUUGCUCAGCUAGAAAGGAUUGUAAAGCAGGAACUGUUUGGAUUGGAGCUGGAAGACAGCAUGGGACUGGAGGACAGAGAAGACUCUGACUCUGGUGAUGUGCUCUGGGAUUUACAUGAUGAACAGGAGCAGACUGAGGCCUACCAGCACAUUUGCAGUGCUUCAGCUAGUCUCAGCUUUCAGAAGUACAUUGAUUGUCUGAAUGAUAUGGUUGCUGCUCCUCCCCCCACGCCCCCUUUGCUGGUGUCAGGAGGGCCAGGUUCAGGCAAAUCUCUUCUUCUUGCUAAAUGGAUAGAGCUGCAGCAGAAGCACUCUCCCAACACACUGAUCCUCUAUCACUUUGUGGGUCCUGCUUUGUCCACCAGCGCAGAUCCCGUCCUCAUCAUCAAACGUCUCACUGUAAAGCUUUUGCAGCAUUUCUGGACCCUCUCAGGCUUGUCCAUGGACCCCUGUAAGAUCCUGGAGGAAUUCCCUCGCUGGUUAGAGAGACUGUCCUCACGUCAUCAUGGCAACAUCAUUAUUGUCAUUGACUCUAUUGAUCAAAUCCAAAAUGCAGAGCGACAUAUGAAGUGGCUGAUUGAUCCACUACCUGCUAAUGUUAGAGUUUUGGUGUCUGUCAAUGUUGAGUCGUGCCCACAGGCUUGGAGACUGUGGCCCACUUUACAUCUGGACCCUCUCAAUCCAAGAGAAGUGAAAAGUGUCCUCAAUACAGAAUGUCUGAACACUGAUAUGAAACCCACGAAAGAGCAGGAGAAGAAGUUAGAGAGACAUUGUCGUUCUGCGUCCACCUGCAAUGCGCUGUAUGUCUCACUGCUAGCCAGACUCCUCACCCACACUAGAUCAUCUUCGACAUUGGACAAAAUUUUGCAUCGGAGUGUGUCAUGUCAGGACACAGUGGCUUUGUACAGACUGAGCCUGAAGAUGAUCCUGGAUUCACUGAACACAGACAGAGAGAGGCACGUCAUGAGAGAAGUGAGUUUUAUACUGUAUUUACUGUGCCUGCUCUGUGCCAGUCAUAAUGGUGUUAGUGAGUCUGAACUCCUGGAGAUUUUCCCAGAGUUGUAUUUCCCAGCCCUCUCCUCUCUGCUCUGCAGUCUGCAGAAACUCCUCAUCGUCUGCUUCAGCUGUGGCCUUGUCCGCUUUCAGCACCCACAGGCUUCUGAGGCUGUAAUCCAGGAGUUCCUCAAUGGAGAAAGAUGUUGCUCAUCGUCCAGGGAGAAACUUAUUCAGUAUUUUAACCAGAAGCUUAGUGAGAACACAGUGACAUGGCGUGUUGCUGAUGAGUUGCCAUGGUUACUGCAACAGCAGGGAGAAAAAUGUAAACUCCAGCUAUGUCUGCUCAACCUGUGUGUCUCCCAGAAUCUCUACAAAAGGGGUCAUUUCUCAGAGCUGUUGGCGUACUGGCAGUUUGUUGGGAAGGAUAAAGUAGCCAUGGCAGCUGAAUAUUGUGAGGCUCUGAAGGAGUUUGAACGGAAUUGUGAGAGCGAAGAAAGCAUGAGCAGACUGGCUAACCUGUAUGAGACACUCGGGCGAUUCCUCAAAGACCUGGGGCUCCUCAGUCAGGCAGUUGCCCCCUUGCAGCGCUCCCUAGAGAUUCGUGAGACAGCUCUAGAUCCAGAUCACCCCAGUGUGGCCCAGUCCCUACACCAGCUGGCUGGAGUUUACGUACACUGGAGGAAGUUUGGCAACGCAGAGCAACUGUACAAGCAGGCCCUGGAGAUCAGUGAGAAUGCAUAUGGAGCGGAGCACUCGAGUGUGGCGAGAGAACUCGACUCCCUCUCACUCCUCUACCAGAAACAAAACAAGUAUGAGCAGGCUGAGAAGCUGCACAAGAGAUCAGUGAAGAUCAGGCAAAAAAUGGCUCGGCAAAAAGGCCACAUGUAUGGGUUCACUCUAUUGCGUCGUCGAGCACUGCAGUUGGAAGAGUUGACUCUCAGUAAAGACUCAGCCGAUUGCGCCAAGACUCUCAAUGAACUCGGGGUCCUCUACUACCUCCAGAACAACCUUGAUACAGCGAAGGUGUUCUUGAUGCGUUCCUUGGAGAUGCGGCAGCGUGUCUUGGGUGCUGAUCACCCGGACUGUGCUCAGUCUCUGAAUAACCUGGCUGCCCUGCACUGUGAGAGGAAGGAUUACGAGAGCGCUGAGCAGCUGUACGAGAAAGCACUGGAAAUCCGCAAACAAGCCCUCGCUCCAGACCACCCGUCUCUCGCCUAUACCCUCAAGCAUCUUGCCAUGCUUUACAAGCGCAGGGGGAAGAUGGAGAAGGCGGUGCCUCUCUACGAGUUGGCUCUUGAGAUUCGAGAGAAAAGCUUUGGGCCCAAACACCCGAGUGUGGCUACAGCUCUUGUAAACCUUGGUGUGAUCUACUGUCAGCUGAAGAUGCACAAUGAGGCCUUGCCAUUGUAUGAGCGGGCUCUCAAAGUGUAUGAGGACAGCCUUGGGCGGUUGCACCCUCGAGUAGGAGAGACCCUAAAAAAUCUGGCAGUUCUCAGUUACGAAGAAGGGGAUUUUGAGAAAGCUGCGGAGCUGUACAAACGGGCCAUGGAGAUUAAGGAGGCUGAAACGUCUUUGGCGUGUGAGAAAGCACCAUCUCCUCACUCGUCCAAUGGUGACACGUUCAGCUUGCGAAGCCCCGCCCUCCUACCUCACACACCCAGGGCAAAUAUGAGAUCAUGUUAAGUUACAACUAUACAGUAUACACAGAGGAACCGUUACAGGAACAUCAACAUUUCUGCUGUUAAAAGAAGAAAUUGUAAAAUCUUCUUUUAUUAAUAAUUUUUGUAAUAUUUGUUUUGUUUUUUAAUAAGUAUUUACACUAAUGACACUAUACGUAUGUUUUUGUUACAUUUAUUAAUAAAUUUGAUAGAAAUUACAAUAUUAAACCAAAUACUUUAAUCAAAACUCCCUCACAAAUGACUAAAUAAAUCUUCACCCUCUAUUGGAUCUUACACAUUCAGACAUUAUCAUAUAAGAUUAGGACCUAUUAACAUGUAUAACAGUAGUAUUAUGAACAGUAAUCCUAUAUACAGUAAUACUGUAUACUAUAUACACCCUGCACGUUCUAUUCUGAAUCACAACAUGAAGAAAAAUGUGCUAAAUGUAUUAUUAUUUUAAUGUAAGUGAAGAAAAACAAAUAUUAGUCUGUUCAAAAAAAUAGCAGUGUCAUCAUUCAUCUUUACAAAGUGAUGAAUUUACCGUUUAAACAAAAAUGCUCGAAGUUUAAUCUUUCUUGUGCAUCUCUGAAUUAAUAUUUAGUUGUAUAACUAUGGUUUCUGAGAACUGCUUCACAUCUGUGACAAUUGUACUACCGCAAUUCCUCUGCAUUUCUUGGUUUUGCCUUAGAAACAGCUUUUUUAAUGUCAGGCCACAAGUUUUCUAUUGGAUUAGGGUCUGGG
Molecule: messenger RNA, 4719 nt
Organism: Clarias gariepinus (North African catfish)
Lineage: Eukaryota; Metazoa; Chordata; Actinopteri; Siluriformes; Clariidae
Gene: nphp3
Product: nephronophthisis 3
Exons: 28
Coding region: 53-4003 (1316 amino acids)
Biological process (GO): kidney development; determination of left/right symmetry; convergent extension
Molecular function (GO): protein binding
Source: RefSeq, a predicted model, not a curated record